GUGCCGCGCGUGCUACUGUUUUCGUGGGGAGGUGCGAUGGCGUCGACAUCGUCUGAGCACAAGUGUGUUCUGUGCGAUGCGCGGAUGGAAUCGAAGCCAGCGCUUCAGGAACACUUCAGGGACCACGCAAACGGCAAGAUCAAGCCGCGCCAACGCCGGCCGGGCUACCUGGCGCAGGAGGUGGCGCGCAAGACAGGCGGCCCGGCGCCGCCCCCUCCCGCCCAGGACGUCAGCUGGCAGUGUGAUAGCUGCACGGAAACGUUCCCCACGGUGACCGCCGCCAUCACACACAAGUUCAAGGUCCAUCCCAACAGCAUGACGAAAUACUAUUGUCCAUACUGUGGCCAGCAAUUCCCGCUUAAGAUGAGUUUCGAUCUACAUGUGAAGACGCACAAGCACGUGGGCGACAUCAAUGAAACCCCGUGUACCGAAUGUGAUGCUGUGUUCUACGUUAACAAGGCCAGAGACUUCCACUUCAACUCAGUGCAUUCACGAUCGAUGAGCAUCAUCCAGCCUAAGUUCUGCCCGCCGCCCAGUAUGAAGAUCGACGUCAGCCAGUCGGGCGAGAUGCGCUCCUGCUACUACUGCCAUCUGUGUGGCACCGAGUACACUGUUAAAUACAAUCUCGUCCGCCACCUGGACCGCCACGACCAGGCGGACCGCGACGCCGUGCCAGGGGACGUGAUCCGCUGCAACCGCUGCACGAGUGUGUUCUUCAACGAGCGUGCGUACAGUGCUCACCUGCUGCGACACCAGGAUGGCGACUUGUUUGUGGCCAGCGAGGAGCAGCGGCUGAUGGUGGUGGACAGGGUGGACCAGGACCUGGACCUGACCCGCAUCCCCAACCCGCUGGACCGGUACGUGCCGGGCGAGGGCUCGGCCGGGCCCCGGCAGCGGCCGCCCGCCGCCAAGAGCCGCAGCAAGCGGCCGGCCGAGCGCGGCGACGACAGCGCCGCCAAGUCUGUCCGCGCCAGCUGAUGCCCGCCCGCCGGGUAGAUAGGUGGCGACACCGUCGAUUGGGCGCUUCGAGACUCGGUCUCGCCUGGCGCUGGGCGGCGCGGAUCAUCAUCACUGGCGUCAUCUGCCAUGUGCUGGCGCCGGACUCGGCCUCCGUCGAGCGGCGCUGGCGGUCAGCUCCGCCGCCGCUGCCCCUCCCCCUCCCCGCCCGGUUGGGAGGGUCGCGAAGAGUACUACAGUUGUUUCCGUGGCGUUCAUUCCCUCUGGUGCGACCGUGCGGGGCUGGGCUGAAUCGGGAAGAAUUCGUGCCUGUUGGUGAACAUCUCGUGUAGUGGCCAUUUUGCAAGGAUCGUGCGAAGUCUGUAACUCGGAAUCCUGUCGGCGCCCUUCAUUCAAGGCGUCGGCCUUUACGUGAUCGCCGGAUCUGGAGGUCAGGCAGUUUCGCUUCGGGCGCCUUGUGCUCGCGGCUGUAUACUUGGCUCUCAUUUUUUUUAGUGCACCUGGUCCUGUUAGCACUGUUACGACCGCAGCGCAACUGAACUGAAUCAGUGUUAGCGUGAGGGUGUUUGGUGGGUGCCCGUGAGCUGUUUGGUAGUCCCGAUAUCAGGGCUCAUGUCUUGCGGACAUCCGUAUGCACCAACGAUUCUCGUGACGUGUAAAGGCUGUUGCUUCGCUCUCAAUGACAUUCUUGUCUUACUCUUCGGAGAAAAAUGCAGGAGAAUGGGGACAUAGACACGUUGAUGUUUCGACAACUUGUCUUUAUCGAAGCAAAGAGCAGGAGUGGAUUCAAAGCUAUGCAACGCGCUUCUGCUGUUCGUUUCGAUGAAGGCAUGUUGCCGAAAUAUCAGCUGCAUCCAUAACUCCAUUUAUCCGGGUUUUCUCCGAUCAAUAAGGUGUAACUUCCGUCUUAUCUAUGUGCGUAAUGUUCUCGCGAAUGCACUUAACAACGCUGCGUGACAUUCUUUUCCGUAUCUUUGUAAGGCUGCUUCCCGCGACUCUUCUACUGGAGCGCUGUCAAUCAAUGACCUUCACACCUAGACACACCCAACGUAAAACGACCUUUCGCUGAGACCAUCUUCAUGUGCGACUGUGCUAUAGCAUAGGGCUGCGCGUCCGCCGUCAUCGCCAGCCCAGCGGCCGGCGUUGGUCGUGAGAGCGGACGGGCUGCGGAGAUGACCCUUGGUUUGGGAGUGAAUACAUCGCGCUGUACGCCCCGUA
This is a messenger RNA of Pollicipes pollicipes, 2175 nucleotides long. Its product is annotated as zinc finger protein 574. NCBI's taxonomy places the organism in Eukaryota, Metazoa, Arthropoda, Thecostraca, Pollicipedomorpha, Pollicipedidae. The transcript has 8 exons. The record is from RefSeq and is a predicted model, not a curated record. Bases 37 to 978 code for a protein of 313 amino acids.